This is a messenger RNA of Acanthosepion pharaonis, 1410 nucleotides long. NCBI's taxonomy places the organism in Eukaryota, Metazoa, Mollusca, Cephalopoda, Sepiida, Sepiidae. The record is from the annotation of a GenBank genome assembly.
AUGAACCAAACAAUAAAAAUGCAUCGACCGGGAAUCGAACCCGGGUCGCCCACGUGGCAGACGAGCAGUCUUCCACUGAACCACCGAAGAGCACUUUGGAAAAUCGAUGAAUCAAACUGCAUCGGCCGGGAAUCGAACACGGUCUUCCUACUGGCACGCGUGCAUUAUUCCACUGAACCACCGACGCGCACGGGUCAUCAUAUCUUUUACUUAAUUCAUUGGAAAUCCGAUGAAUCGAACAAGAAAAAUGCAUCGACCGGGAAUCGAACCCGGGGCGCCUGCGUGGCAGACGAGCAUUCUUCCACUGAACCACCGAUGCGCACUGUUCUUUACGUCUUUUUACUUAAUUCAGUUGGAAAUCUGAUGAAUCAAACAAUAAAAUUGCAUCGGCCGGGAAUCGAACCCGGGCCGCCCGCGUGGCAGGCGAGCAUUCUUUCACUGAAACACCGAUGCGCGCAGUAUAUCUAUCUAUCUAUCUAUCUAUCUAUCUAUAUGAAGAAAUAUAGAAGCAGUCAAAAAUUCUUUUGCGCCAAAUCUAUCUAUCUAUCUAUCUAUCUAUCUAUCUAUCUAUCAAAUAACUUUCCGUUGUCUGGAAGCUUAGUUUUGUCUUCUUUUAUCGAGUUCCUGGCAGGAGUGACUGGUUUCACGGGUCAAUUUGUGCGCUUCAUUAGCCCAGUGACCAUUGCUGUUACAAUCGCUACAAUCGGAUUUAGCGUGAUUGAUUUUACCAUCGAAUAUUCUCAAAGAUUUUGGGGCACAUCAAUGCUUUCAAUUAUUGAAUCCGUUGGUGACUAUUUCGCGGCAGCCAGUAUCUGUGGCACGGGUCGGCCUCCACAACACGCCGUCAAUCGAGGUAUUAUGUCUGAGGGUUUCACAGGGAUAGUGUCCGGUUUCAUGGGGGCAGGAAACGCCACCACUUCCUACAGCAAUCAUAUCGCUCUCAUUGGUGUCACAAAGGUGGCCAGUCGGAUUGUCUUGACCGCUGCAGGAAUCAUAACCAUUGUUCUGGCCAUGUUGGGUAAAGUAGCUGCCGUUCUUGCAGCAAUUCCAGACCCCGUCAUCGGUGGAAGUUUCUUUGUUGGCGUUGCUAUCAUGAUCUCUCUUGGAUUGAUCACCAUGCAGAAGGUCCGGCUAAAUACCCGGAACACGUUGAUUUUCGGUACGGCAAUAGGAUUUGGCCAGUUAUUGCCCCGAUGGAUUGCACGGUCACCAAAUGCCAUCAGCACAGGGAACUAUGAUGUCGAUCAAUGUCUUAAGGUUAUUUUGGGAACUGAAAUAUUUGUGGCAGCGCUUGUGGCUGCACUCUUGGAUAACACUAUUCCUGCGGCAUAUUCUCCAUUCGAAAUCUAUCUAUCUAUCUAUCUAUCUAUCUAUCUAUCUAUCUAUCUAUCUAUCUGCAUACACUCUUAA